Messenger RNA from Carassius carassius (crucian carp), 762 nucleotides. RefSeq names its product protein FAM219B-like. Lineage: Eukaryota; Metazoa; Chordata; Actinopteri; Cypriniformes; Cyprinidae. The record is from RefSeq and is a predicted model, not a curated record. The coding region runs from base 144 to 578 and encodes 144 amino acids. The transcript is spliced from 6 exons.
GAGCGGCAGCAGAGCGCAGAGCGCGCCGCGAGUGACGUCAGGCGAAGAAGAAACUGUUUACAUCAGUGUUUUGAAACCAUUAGCGUGAGCAUCGACAGUGUGAUUUAAGACAUGAUUUGUCAUUUAAACUCUGAAACACCGACAUGAGCGACACGACGGAGAGCCGAGAGUCUUCGGCGGCGAUGAAGAGAGCUGAGAACAGUGAGCAAACACCAGCGGUGGAGAAGAGAGGGCCGUAUAUCAUGUCCAAAGCUCCUGCUUUCCAGAAGCACAGAGACACAGCCAGAAGAGCUCUUCAGAAGAGAGGACUGCUUCAUCAGACACGACACAAACCAAAGACUGUGAAGUUCAAGAAGGGCUACGCUGCUCUGAGUCAGACAGGAGAGGAUUCAGACAGUGACGUGGAGUUGGACUGUUCUUCUGGAUAUUCCUCAGCAGAGGUGCAUCCAGACCUGAGCAGGCAGCUGUUGAAGGAUGGAUAUCACCUGGAUGAAAUCCCUGAUGACGAGGAUCUGGACCUGAUUCCUCCGAAAGCCCUGAGCUCGUCCGUCUGCGGCUGCUGCUGCUGUGUGCAGUGAUGCUCUGUGAAUGGAGCUCUUACAGAGUUUUUAGGAGCACAGACUGGUCUUCUCUGUCGUGGUUUAAGCUCAGUCUCGUUACUAGAAUUGCACUUCGUGACCAAACUCCCAAACACUUUGGUUUUGAGCUGCGUGUGAAUCAGAGCCAUGAUUUACUCCCAUCUCUGCUGCUGUCUGCAUCUCC